AUGCACCACUCCUUUAUCCAAACGGGCGAAUACUUGUCGCCAUGCAAAUGCCUUGCACCAGUCUCACCACCUCCAUCGCCAUGGCAGCCCGCCCAACUCUGCCCCCUGACCAACUCGCGCUUCUCCCACUGCCACUCGGCCUCCACUUCCUCCACCUUCCCCUCCUGCGGCCUCCCCCAGACACCCACCGCUAAAUGCUCCCUGCCCAGACGCCCCCAUCUCCAGACCCGCGAGUGCCUCACCUUCUACAACCCCGCCCCCGCCGGCCCGCUCAACUGCUCAAAGUCAAUGGCAGGAUGUCGGCCAGCGACACCCUCUUGCAGCUCCAGGCCGACCUGCCAGGGCUCACUCUCUGGCUUCUCCCCAGGACGACCGCCUUGGGCGCCGGCCUCCUCGCGGGGCACACCAUCAGCCUCUUUGGCUGACCUGGCGCGGCCCAAGACGCUCUUUGCGACCCAUUCGGCGGGCAAGAGGGUGUUCAAGCCGGUGGCGUGCAGCAAGGGCUGGCUGGAGGACGGCGAGCCGGGGUCGUGCGACGAUAGCUUCCUCGACUGCGUCGAGAUUGUCGACCAUGGCCAGCAGCUACUUGCCCACUCCCUCAACAAUGCCUUCCCCGGCGAGCAGGGCCAGCCCGUCUUCCAGCGCGACGCCAACAAGCCUAUCGUCCUCAACCCCCUUGCCAACACAAUCAAAGCCAAACAGACUCUCCAUUUGCUCCUCCGGAUUAAUUGUUCUGGCUGA
Messenger RNA from Puccinia triticina, 741 nucleotides. RefSeq lists its product as uncharacterized. NCBI's taxonomy places the organism in Eukaryota, Fungi, Basidiomycota, Pucciniomycetes, Pucciniales, Pucciniaceae. The record is from RefSeq and is a predicted model, not a curated record. Bases 1 to 741 code for a protein of 246 amino acids. The transcript is spliced from 3 exons.